AUGUUAUUAGAGUUUCUCUGAAGCCAGUAUAAAACAGUGACUAUUUGAUGUUGACUCUUAGGGACGAGGAAGAACAGAGAAGAAUGAAAUCGUGGACAUGGCAAUCAAAUAUCUACAUCACCUUCAAGCUCACUCCUGUAAAGAUUCCAGCAGUUGUGAGGUGAGGAAGAAUGUUGAUCAAAACCAACGACAUCACUACAAGAUGGGGUUUCAGGAAUGUAUGUUUGAAACCAUCCGGUUUCUAAUGGAAACUGACGGCAUGUUCAAUGGAGAACAAUCUCGUAUGCAGUUGGUUAAACAUCUCCAGAAACACUACAACAAAAUUAAUGAAGACACAUGCAUCAACAACGCGGAAGUUUUGAACCCUUUGAUGUCGACAGAAAAUAUCGCCGAUGUUCCUUUAGAGGAAGAAGCUUACUUAAAACCAAGUACGCCCUCUGAUGAGAUUAUGCCACCGUCACGUGCCGUUGAUUCAACUCGGUGUCAUCAUAUUUUUGGUAAGAAACUUCCAUUAAAGAUUUCCUACAUGUGUACUGACCUUACAGCCACGCGGUCACACCCAGAGGUUUCUGUCCCGCUCGCCAAGUCGCUACACAGCGAUGAGUCAACAGUUGAGAGUCAACAUUCGAGCCAACUCAGGGAGAUGCUACAAAACCCUGGACUGCCAGUGAGUAGCAACACUAGAAAUACGUGCUCUGCUCCUGGUAGCUCUCGUGUUCUCCAAAAGGGGAAGUUGGUCUACAAGUUCAAGCAGAACAUAAAGGAGCGAUUCACUGCAGACCAACAAUCGUACAUUUCUCUUGUUGAUACUCAACGGAACACCGACCACUCAGGUAAUUUAAAUUCUUCACAGCACCAAAGUCAUUCUCCUCCCGGAAUGACAAACUCUUUAUCCUGUUCACCAGGGAUUCUCCUUACGCACUGCCCCCUAAUUCUUCACAGCCACGAGUUAACUGCUGAGAAGAGCUCCUUUGGGGGUAGAAACUCUCCUCAAUGGGACAAUGCGGUGGACUCUAGUAGCAGCUGUAGGUCUAACCCUAGCCCUUCUUCAACUGUGCUGCCUACCAGUAGCAACUGUGAAUACAGUGCAAACAGUGACGUGCCUACGUACAUAGCGAAACGUAAAUAUAGUUCACAUAGGAGGCAUCCCACCAACAUUAGUGUUCGUUCUCCAAGUUUCUUUUCUCCCACGUGGACUUCAGGUAUUCCAGUAUUCGCUCUACAUCCUAAAGGAACAUUUUACAUCCCAUUGACUCUAGAUGCUGGAUUGCUAGAUCCGUUUGUUAACAGUCAUGAUGACAAAAUUCCCGUUUUGCAUCCGGUUAGCAUAUCGGUGAACUUCAGCUUUAGUGGGUCUAUUAAAGACCCUGAAAACAUGAACGAUCACAGUCCUGACAGUUAUAUAUCUGAUAAUCGUCAAGAAAAAAUGAAAAUUAUGUUCAGUGUUAGAUGAAGUGUUAGGCUUAGCAGACAACUAGUAAUAUGAGAAGUUGUGUGUUAAAACAGUAAAUACGCACUACCGGUACUUGUGUUUAAAAUUUUAAAAAAUAACUAAAAACAAGUUUUAUAUUUACACAAUAAAAACUUUAUUGAAGUCGUACGGCUUCCA
This is a messenger RNA of Limulus polyphemus (Atlantic horseshoe crab), 1609 nucleotides long. Its product is annotated as transcription factor cwo-like. Bases 98 to 1453 code for a protein of 451 amino acids. Lineage: Eukaryota; Metazoa; Arthropoda; Merostomata; Xiphosura; Limulidae. The record is from RefSeq and is a predicted model, not a curated record. Gene Ontology annotation, biological process: regulation of DNA-templated transcription. The transcript has 3 exons. Gene Ontology annotation, molecular function: DNA binding.